Molecule: messenger RNA, 6795 nt
Organism: Trypanosoma grayi
Lineage: Eukaryota; Euglenozoa; Kinetoplastea; Trypanosomatida; Trypanosomatidae
Exons: 1
Coding region: 1-6795 (2264 amino acids)
Source: RefSeq, a predicted model, not a curated record
AUGUCGACGGAGGUUUCAGUAGUUACGGAGUUACCGAGAGUGGUGAAGGAGCCAUGUGAUUCUUCAUGCAAUGCAUUCCUCCAUGGUAACAUUGUUGAGAUGGAGACGAGGCAGCAGGUUUUGUAUGGUGCAGAUGAGCAGAGGGAAACCAAUCGGAUUGCCAUAAAAGGAAAACAACAGAUGGAUGAUCAAAACAGUAGUCUGGGAGAUGACGCGGAAAACCAGAAGCGCAUCCAAUUUCAACAACGGGUUGUUGUUUCGUUUCAAGAGUUGUACCAUCUCUGGGUAAUUGCAGGGUCUUUUUUUUCUGCUGUGCCAGUGAGCCCCAGUCCUCCUGUGGCGGUGGGCCCAAGGCGGGUGCGAUCAAUAGAGAUGCAUAUUCCACCCUUUGUAGCCUUUUCUCAAGAUCUUGCGAUCGCUCUUGUCUUAUGGGAGGGUAUUGAUGCUGAGUUUCAUGACGGAACGUACAUGAUAACUACAACGCUCUUGUCACUUUUGUGCGAUGGAUCUUUGCAGGCGGAUGAAAAACGAUAUUCGGCAAAGCUCUGGGAAUCUCUCGAGAGUCUUAAAAUGGAUGCAGCUAUUCUGGAAGUGACGGGCGAACGAAAAACAACCGGUGGCCGCAUGAUGUUGGCAAACAACUCGGAGUUGAGUGGCGCUCUUUUGUCACUGGGCAAUAUUUUUCUGCAUCUUGAUGAAGAAAUUUUGCCAUUGCUUUCACAGCAGUUGACUGCAGUCCACAUACUUCUCUCUUCUGCUAUUCCACCGAUACCUCCGCCUUCACGAACAGAGGCGGCAGUUCUUUCUGAGGAGAGCCGUGCAGCUUUCACGGUAAGCCUUGAGGAGGCAUGUUUUGGUUUUGCGUGGUGCAGUCGAAUAAACGGCCUAUACGGUGAACUUCAUUGUAAUCUACUCGCGUUAACAUUGACGAGUGUUGGAGUGGUGACUCUUGGGGACGGAAGUGUGAAGUUAAAGUGGUUCAACGCACCUCCACCAGAAGGUGUGAUGGGCCCAUCUAUUCUCCUGUUUCGUGAGGCAGAGGAAAUUGUGCCGUUGCUUGAGAGUAUUUCGUUCACAACGCAAACAUCAGGUCACGACUAUCCUCACAUAAAAGUUUCGCCGAUUCACAUCAAGUUUAGUUCUCUCACUUACCUACACCUCGUCGAGUUGCUGAGUUAUCACCUUAAGGUGGAGGCAAACGAUACCGACGUGGUGGAGCCAGCAAUAUGUGUAUUCGCAUCCACAGCGGAUAAAGAAAUCGAGGCGGUAGCCGGCAUAUCUUCCUCAUCGGUGACUUCUCGUUGCAACGUAAACGGUGAUACCUCGGCUCCUGUUAGCGUCAGGGAUGCUGUGGCAGCGAGUACGGAGGCCCCCAAUAGCCGUUGCUUCUCUGUGGAGUUGGUGGAGUUUCGAUUUGCUGUUGAAGUGCAACGCUCGGGUGAUACUGACGAUGAAAUGAAGCCUAUUGUCUGGGUGCAAUUUACAAAUGCUGCAUGGCAACUUCUCCAAGGUGCAGCAUCUUUCAUGGUGGAAGAGGUUAACUGUGGAUGCGACUCUGAAUCACAAGUGUUGUCAAUUCACGGGGUGGAGUUUAGUUGGCUUCGUACGAAUGAUGGUGUAACUAAUCUGGCACCCGAGAUAGUGUGCACUGUGGAGUCGCUGGCGGUCACGCCUACCAUCCCUUCUCUCCGGAGAUGCUUCGAUCAAUUAAUAAGGGCUCCGGCAAAGGAGGUUGACCCGCUUUAUUGGACAACAAAGCAUUUGAGCGGUAGCAUUUCUGGCGGGGUUGGCGUCAGCCGCUACAAUACUGUCAAUCGCAAGAUGGAAGUUGUAACUGUGGACACAAAACUAUGGGAGUUGAAAGCUGACCUAGUUCUCAGCCGUGAUGGUGGUUCCGUGUUGGUAUUCUCCAGCUUGAACACUAACAACAUUCUGGUGGAAAUGAAUGGCCAUUCAAUUUUUGUGGAACCAGCCCGGAAGAAAGGGGCAGACACUGUCAUGGUUGUUGACGGAGGACUUUCCUUGACGUUUUCGGGCGGCAGUUUUGUUCUUCCUUGGUUCCUUUCGGGAAAGAAGCAUAUGCGGCGUGUGGAGCGUCUGGGGGAGGAGGUUAUGCUUCUGCCCUUCAUGGCUGUGGGUGAAGGAAGCUAUGUGCGUUGCCGUAAUGUUCGUUACACCAUGUCAGAGAGGCGUGAGUUGCAGAAGCAAAGAAGCGCGGCGAGUAGUAGUGCGCACCGUCAACUUUGGCAAUUGCAAGCGGCAAUCCACUCUCUGGCAAUUUCUGUGCCAUCGCAACUGGAUCAAGGCACCGUGCAGGCAACUCUCGCCAUCGAUGCGAGGGCCUAUCUGCAUGGUGGAAUGAUGGAGCAAGGUGAUGUCACGCUUGAAAACCUCACCGUCGUUACCCGCACAAGCGGUGUAGCUUCAGCAACGGCAGCCAAAUCCGCGACGACGGAAAACACAGUCCUCCGUCCAGUUUCUAUCCACAUCUGCAUCUCGGAAGGUCGUGACGUGGCGUUUGCGGUGGGGCGCAUUGUUGUGGAUGCCACUAUAGGCGAUGUGAUGCUGCUGGGUGCGAUUUCACACGAGGUUACGCGCCUCACGCACCACAUAAUGUCGUUCCGUCGCUCGCCGGCGGAGCGUGAGUAUGAUCUGCGAAUUCAAGAGAUCAUGGGGUGGAAAAGUGUUCCUCUGCAUGCGGACUGGGAGGAUGACGGUGAUGUGCGUCACGCAGAGGAUACACAGGGUGGUGAGCCGCAGCGCGGAAAAUCCACACUUUCAUUGGCAACAUUUUCACCUUUUGUGGAAGUGACACUCAGUAACGUCAAGUACCCACUUCUGCAGGUGACGCUGUCAGAUGUUGUGUGGAAAGAAACUAUGUUUCACACGAGCCGGACGACCUUGCUGCAGAAUCAGAACUUCUACGUGCGGGUGUACGGUAAGGGCCGCUGGGACACUGUGGUGCCGGCCAAAGCGGUUGUGGCCUUUGAAGCUGUUCACUCCUGGUCAAAGCGGACCAGAACAAGACAGCUGCGUUUGCAGUGCGACACACUUGUUGUUUAUGCGUCGCAACUGCUCUUGUCAAAGAUAAUACACAUCAAUCGUCAGUGGGCGGAGCUGCAGACCGCCCUCUUGCAAAACCUCAACUCUGGGAGGGAGAUGAUGUCACGAAAGUCAUCAGUCUGCACAUCACCCUCCAGUGCAACCGCGACGCAUCGAUUUAUAAACACCUUUAGUGACGUCUUUUACCUAUUUAUUGGGAAGAAUCUUGACCGCGGUGAAAUUGUGCCACUUCCUUCCUCUACUGCUGUGGACCUUGUGCUGCCGUUUAACCGAGCAGACGAAGUUCGGCUUUACCUGUACCCUCGGUAUUGUAUUAAAUUAGACGAAGAUGGACGACAUGCACGAAACGAUGUGGGGUUGCAGAGAGAUAUGCAUUAUUCUCAUGUUGUGGCAGGUCAGCUGCAGUAUGGCCACGCCGUUGGUCUUGUUGUGGAUGACUUGCUCGUAGUAAUGUCAUGUGUGGAAACAGAGGGGGCACAUGGGGCGGUUUCCACGUCUCUCCCAAUGGUUGGCGCAGAAUCCCACGGUGAUGAUGCAGCAGCACCGGUGUCCCCCGAUGCACACGUGCCGAUUGGUGCGGUGCGACGGGCGGAUGAGGCGGGUUUGGUGAUUGUUCGCAUCCAUUCGAGAGUCACGUUGUACAACGGUAGCGGUAUGAUGCUGGAGAUGCGGCAAUACCUUCUAGGCACGCCAGAUGAGACACCACUGAGUGACGACUUCUGGAUUGUACCACCAAACGCGGAAUACCCCCUCAGUGGGACAUGCAGUCGCGUGGAGCUUCGCGUCUUACUGAAUGGUGGGGUCUACACCACGUCACUCAGUACACUUUCACUCGAGAGUGGUGUAUUCUUGGAUCUGCAUCCCUGCGGCGAUGUGGCAUCACGCGUAGAAAGACUCAAUUCCUCUUUUCCCGUCUCGCUCUUCAUGGCUUUACGUCGCUAUGUGGAGAGCGGAUCGAUCGUCGUUAUGCUCUUUCCCCGCAUAACGGUGCUGAAUCACAUUGGGGUUCCCGUGAAGCUGUCGCUGUGGCAGGAGGAACAGCUUAACGACGGCUACGGCGGUAAAGGCAAUGUCGAUGGCGGUGCUGGUGACAGUACCAGAUUCGGCCCAAACAGAAGAGUUGGUGAAACAUCGUCACUCUGGCGCCGAUGGGGUAAAUUCAAUUCAUCCCAUCGGUACAUGAAGAUCGGCGAGCACGAGUCACUCGCACACCGAGGCACUCUCGCUAUUUGCCAGUGCUCUUACCGCAGCAGCCUCACGAUGAGCCUCAGCUUUACUCAGACAGGCGGGGAGACGGUAGGUACAGAUGAACCGGUGCGGGUGUGUGACUCGCUCAAGAAGAAUGUAGAGAAGGAACCGUGCCUUCUGCACUUGCACGACUCCAAUGGCCGACGCUUUUACGUGCAGGUGUCGGUGCUGCACCGGACUAUCAUACUCUCGGUCGGGCUUUGGGUGGUGAAUUUAACGGAGUACCCAAUUCUCCUCACAGACAGCUUUGCUUCGCGUCGUCUCUCCGCGGGGCAGAUGCAGCACACUGGAAUCCCGCCGUCGCAAGGCGUUCCAUUCCUCAUUGGAUGCCGUCCAACUGAUUUCAGGGUGGUUUUCUUAACCCUGGGCCUUGACGGCGACUGGUCCGAUGGUAUCCCAACCCACCUGGGGUCUCACGGUGUGGUGGAAUCGCCGCGCCCCAUGGCCGGCUUUACGCACAGCUGCAACUACGUUGUGCAGUUUCCUCACGUCCAGGAUGGGCGACCUAUGGUGUUGCUUCUCACCCCACGCUGGGUUUUUGUUAACAAUACGAACCGACGCUUGAAGAUUUACUUUGGGCUUUCAGGCAUGAAGAAAAAGGUGUCAGAGGCGGCGAAGACGUCGUCUGACAAACAUGCAGAAACAUCAGUAGAAGCAACAACCGUGUCGUCGGUGACGCUUCGACCAGGGGAGCAUAGCUUCAGCUGUAUUGGGACAGUGGUUGGGAACUUGGUAUCCUUUCAAGACACACUGGAGGACACUGUUCCUUCCAUUACCUCUCUUUCUAGUGGAAACGCGCGCUACACCAAUAUUUCAGAAUUCUAUGAGGUGCAUCGCACGGAACCCAUGUCCAUCGAUGGACCAGGUCAUGCGGUAUUCAAUCUGUGGGCGUCCCUCAAGCAACCCGAGAGGGUGCCAAGUGUUGCCUACGGGGCGUUAGUGACAUCCGCUGCACCACUGUCGUUGUCAUCGCCACCCUCGUCGUCGUCAUCGUGUUCAGAUUCUGCCCGCAUUAGUGAGGAUGCUGCGUUUGUCACGGGCCGUCUCAGUGUGACAGUGCAGCACACCGAUAAUGUUUUGGCCGUUGUCAUGAAUAGCAUUCAUGCGACCAACAUGGUAAUACAGAAUCAGACACGGGGUGAGACCAUUGCUGUGCGGCAGAAGGGAAGUCCACGUCGCAGUAUCAUUCCACCAUGCCAGAACCGCUUCUUUCUAUGGGAGGAUUACUGUACCAGCCCUGUCAUUUCUCUUCACGUUGUUGGCUGCAAAGGGGCGUGGUUCGAGGUGAAUUUCUCGUGUGGGACGUGCCAGGUGCAGCGGUGCUUCACCUCCGACGUCACGGAGGGGGCGCUUGCCCGGUUCUAUGUGCGGGCCUUCACAAGCAGACGAGAUGCGCAGCAUGUGAAGAUCCUCUUAACCGAUGAGGCUGUGCCACUGCACGCCUCCUUUGACGACGCGUGGCACACGAGUGUGGGCCGCACACUCUCCGUCCCCUCAGUGGAGUUGGUGUGGCUCACGGAGGAUCGGCCCGGGAAUGGGCAGCGGCUUGUGUCAGUCUUGCUUCGGGACAUGCAGGUGCAAACACUCAAUGCCGACAACACCCGCACUGUUUCUGUGUUGCUUCGGCGGAUGCAGGUGGUGGAUGGAGGCGAGGGGACUGCUCUUGUUCUGCACCGCGCCUGCCUCGCGAACCCUAACGCGGAGGAGGACCACGCUGGACGAAUCCUGAGCUGGUUUUGGCGCGGCGAGGAGGUGCCACAGCACGACUUCCAGGCGGUGUACACCGACAUGAUGUCCGCCAGCGGCGUCACACGCAUUACGGAAUUGUCAUGCACGCUCUCUCCGUUCGCUGUGAACGUAUCGGAUCACCUUGUGGCGGCGCUGUGGCGGGAGCUCCGUGGACUGCAGUCGCUGCUCGUCGCGGAUGGCGGCACCAUGGCAUCGGCAAGGGAAUCGCUCUCGUCGUCGGUGUCGCGACACGCCUUCGCCAAGGGGUUGGUGGAACGCAUCCGCAAGGAGUCGGAUGCUGCUGCGAUAUUCAUUCCCACGCACGGACAGGGAGGAGCAGGCGUGGGCCCGGCGUUUCUGUUCGUGGAUCAGGCACACUUCGCGCGUGUCAUCCUCUUCGUCACCUUCACACGCCACAAACCAGACCCACUGUGGCAGAUGCUGGGGAUGUACACGCUGAUGAUCCCCAAGCGGUUUCGAGGAAUGGAGUUUUCAUGGCCCGCGUUUGUCCUUGAGAAUAAGGCGACGACACAGGGACUACUCCUCUCGCAGGUCCAGCGUUGGCUUGUGGAUGGUGCUAUGCGCCAGUGGACGAAGGUGACGCGGAUUGGGAAGGUGGUUGAUAAGCUCAAGAGCGGCGCACGCGCGCGUAUGGAGCUCGCAGGGGCACCGGAGCCAAUGCUGCCACGAAUACACGAGGAUGAUGAGGGGGAAGAAGAGGAGGAGGAGGAGGAGGAGGGCGUUGACGAGGAUUAG